Messenger RNA from Megalopta genalis, 5644 nucleotides. RefSeq lists its product as uncharacterized. NCBI's taxonomy places the organism in Eukaryota, Metazoa, Arthropoda, Insecta, Hymenoptera, Halictidae. The record is from RefSeq and is a predicted model, not a curated record. Gene Ontology annotation, cellular component: Dbf4-dependent protein kinase complex. Gene Ontology annotation, molecular function: zinc ion binding; protein serine/threonine kinase activator activity; nucleic acid binding. Gene Ontology annotation, biological process: positive regulation of nuclear cell cycle DNA replication; regulation of cell cycle phase transition.
CUUGUGCAUAGCAGUUCAGUUCAUGGACGUGUUCAAGUCGGUGCGGAGGAUUUUUGAGGAAUGUUCGUUAGAAAAUGAAAAUUACGUCGGAAGAUGUUUAGAUUGGUGAUGGUUCUUUACAGAAACGAGAGCGAUUAGUGAAUAUGCAGAGAGAUAUCUGUGAUGGUAUGUGGCACGUUAGCGAGAAUGGAAAGUGUUUGGAAAAUACUAAAGGAUAGUGAAAGGAAUAUAUAGUUGUUGUGUGUGCGGUGCAUGGCAUAGGAAUGGUAUCUCCGUCCAAAAUCCAACAUCAAGAGCAGAAGCAGCCACCGAGAGAAAAUCAAUUCACCAAACAGUCACAUGUCCGUGUUCGAAAAGAUAAGAAACCGUUAGAAGGAAAAACUUUUUACUUGGACAUAAAAAACCAUGCAACUACAGCCAAAAUAGAAGCAAAAAUUAAAGAUUUGGGUGGAGUGAUAGAAUUAUUUUUAGUACAAAACGUGACUCUGGUAGUUAGUGACAGAGUAAACAAGUCGGGUGACAUUAAAUUUGAGAAAUAUAAAUGGGGUUGUGCCAGCGGAGGCAGCGGGGGACCUCCCUCGCUGAGGAGUGUAGAAACUCCGACUCCCGUGCCAACUCCUCAGACACCAUAUUUUAGUCCUGAUUGUUCUCUUUCUAACUCAACUUCUCUGAGGGGUCAAACUACCCAAAGAUCUAAAUCGCGAGUGGAUGCAAUGUUGGAACGUGCUCUGAUACAGCCACAACAGUGUUCCGUGGAUCCACUUUACAACGCCCAAAAUUGGAGAAUUCCUAUUUGGGCAGUCGAUAAACUACAAGCUUGGCUCGAUAAAAUAUAUUCCUCUGUCAAAGAUACUGAUCAUUUGAAACGAUCGAAGCAAUCUUGUCAACAGAGUUCAACUAGGGACUUAAAGGUCAGACAUCUGAAGGGAUCUUAUAUCAAAUUUGAGGCCUUUCAGAGGAAUACAAGGCCAGUCUUUCUUGAAUUACCUGUGUGGCCAACGUUAAAUUUUUCUGGGCAAUUAGGCUCUUGUCCUUUCAAUACGAAAAGACGAGAAAAGCCAGAGAAAUUACGAGCAGACAUAAAGGAAAAUAGGGAAAGAAUUCAACCGAUCAAAGAAGAGGAGGAUAAAGAGAUGACUCGGCGACCACGAACGACUGGCACUCGUGCUCGCAGAACUGAACAAUUAGCUUCUGGUUAUUGUGAAAUUUGUCGUAUCAGUUACCGGGAUCUUAGCAAACAUGUGCAGAGUGACCAACACCUUAGCUUUGUGCGGAAUAAUGACAAUUUUUUAUCUUUGGAUACUCUGAUCAGCGCAGGAGCCAAUGUUGAAGCAUUUCUAAAACUGAACAGAACAAAAGAUAUAGAAAAAGACUGCAACUUGUUUUCCAAUGGAGAUCGUAAUCUUCAUGACAUAGUACUGCCAGAAGGGAAAGUAAAUAGGAACUCGAAAAGCUUAGGAGAUUUCGAAGUCGAAGACAUAAAAAUGGUGCAGUGCAAUGGCGCGCGCAGGAAUCUCAAUUUAAGAUUAAGUUCACCUCACAAUUUACGCACCCGCGCGAAACACGAAAGUGGACACUUGCUGAGAUCGAAAGGUAGCCCGUGGCACGAGGUUGAGAAAACCGAGAAGUUCUACGAUAAAUUUGAGGGCUAUACCAUAAAGAAACGAGCAAAAGGAACAAUCUGGAUAGAGGAGGAUGAACCAGAGGAUGAUUUGAUACGAGAACAGGUGCUGAAUCAGUCCAAGCAAAACGAGUUUAAGAUCAACACGUUUACAACGGAAUUGGAGAAGAAACGCGACAACGAAAAAGACUGUGGCAACGCCUGCAACAAACAAAAUGACGCUGAUAAUCAGAAUUUGCACAGAACGAUACCAUGCAAUAAUGAACAGAACAACGGUGUAAGUGCAGAGUACCUUAAGGAAGAUCGGGAUUCUGUUCAGUACAGACAUCACGAUCAAACGAACGGUAGUGUAAAAACUAAUUAUAAUGAAAAUACUUUGAGUGUAAAUGAGAACAGUUGUAACAAUUCCUACAGACUAUCUAGAAGCGAAAUCGUCAAAGGGUUGAACGGUAAACUGCCAAUCGAGAAUGUUGCAUCAAGUAUAAAUGUCGAUGCCGAUGUUGUGUAUAACGGUCACGUUAUAAAGGAUGACGUGAAAACGAUCAAAACGUUCAAUGAUACAGGCAAGAACGAUGCGAAAGUAGAGAAACCGAAAUAUUUUAAAUCGGGCAGACGGGGCGGCAGGGGGUGCAGGGGACGACACAGACUGUCCGUCGAGGAACGUUUAAUCGAGGACAAUCGUGCGUAUUAUAAAGUGGAAGUGUUAGGAAGUAAAUUGCGCUCGAGUGUGGUAUCAAACAAUAAUUCACAGUGUACAGUGCAGAAGGAUGCCGAUGACGAGGAGAAGAAGGAAGUGCCAUCCAGCGAGAAACCAGUAGUUGUACGAUUUAAACGCGUAAGAAAAUCCGAGUUAUCCUUGCUCAGUGACGAAGCGGAGUCAUUUAUGUUCGGCGAACCGAGACGGGAUGACUCGAGCGAAGCAAGCGAAGACGAACAAAGCAGCGUGUUGCCAAGAGAAACUGAAAGCGAAUACAACGACACUGUGAGCUCCGUGUGCCCUAGUUCAUCCAUAGAUUAUAGUUUACCCAUCAAAACAGAACCCAUCGAGGAGGAUUCGCAAGACUCGUUGAAUCUCGGGCGAGCUAGGAAAAGGAGACGAACGCAAGCUGAAGCACUCAUCAAAGACAACGAGGACUACUACAAAUUCGAAACACCUGGAAGUAGACUAAGGUAUCAAGCACCUUUGACCGGGAUCAGGGAGGCGUCAUUGGUCGUCGAGGAGACAACAAGACCAGCCAAUGAAGAAAUCAUCGAUAAAGUGCAAGCAGAUGAGCAAGAAAAAGUAUAUCCGUCCAAACCUUCGCCAGAAGUGGAGAAAAUGCAGUUCUCCUUCGAGGCAGUACCAAAAUCUGAGCCGUGGUAUCAAACGUACCAGCGACAGGACGAGGGGGCAGAGUUCUGGCAUUACUUUAGCGAAGGUGACUCCCAAAAGCCAUUUCUUUUACCGUAUGAGAUUGACAAUUUUCACGAGGUCAUAACGAAGAAUCAGAACAGAAGCGAGAGUAGGAGGAAAGGUCGUGGUCGAAGUGCGGGUUGCGUUGGACGAUCGCCGAGGAAAAGUCCCCGGUGUCAUGCGUCUACCUUGGCUAUCAUGUCGACGAUCAUUAGGAAGCGGGAACAACAGCAACAAUUAUCUCCAAAUUUGUAUACGAUAGAGGAGUGUCAGUCCGUCGGCUCGCAAACGGGCACUCCGAGGCCGGAUCAGAAAAUUGAACUGAAGUCUGAUUUGGACGAGGAUCUGAGGGAGAUGGUUAAGACGAUCGACGACAUGCUGAACGCGAACGAUACUAUGGAGCUAGAGAACCCAUUUGAUACUGAUACUACGCAUAUAGAACAAAAUCUAGACGAGCCAAGUAUUCCUAAAGGGCCACCUCCGAACUUACUCGAAUUAUUGGAGAAUUGUCACGAGCUCGCAAAUUGUUUGGAAAACUCCUCAUGCGCCAGCUCGGAGUGCGGCGAGGUGAGCAUCGAGUCGCCUUCGAAACGAAGAAAAAAACGGAAGAAUCGUACCGGUUGGCCCGGCAUCAAGUUGAAGAAGAAACUUCAAACGAAAAACUCGGUCGAUAUCGAUUGCGAUCGAGUGAACUUGUUGCAGAAAAAUGUUGAGCAGAACGAGAUCAUCUGCCACGUGCAGGAUACGACGAACACAAUCAAUAGAUUAGUGGAAGAAGCGAACGUCCGUAUAUCCACUGUUACUGGCAUUUCGCGUGACACCGGUGGGUCGAUGUGCCUUGAUCAUCAUCGUGAAGAUGACGGAUGUUUAUGCGAAGCGUAUACUACGGAUGUUGGUUGCCGGGACGCGCAAUAUGAUGAGCAACACAAGGAUGCUGCGAGUAUGGAGACCUUCGACAAUUCUAUUUUGCUUUUAAACACGGAAAUCUGUACGGAACCGGUGACACCUGCCAGUGCCGGCGGGUGCACCGAGUCCGAGAGGAACUUUCUGUUAAAUAAAGAUUAUGCAUUCAAGAAGGAAUUACCGGACGUCGAGGAGAUAUCGGAAAACGAUCCGAGGAACGACGAAAAUCACAUGUUCGGGAAGGAUGUUAAUCUGCUCGCGGAACGACGAGUGCUUGUUUCGAAAGCGGCCCUGAAGAAGCGUCAACGUGACAACACAUCCGCGGAGACGUGCGGAUCGCACGCAGAGCUCGAGAACCACGAGAAUCUGUGCAGGAAGGAAACCGAGUCCGGUAUGGUGGCCAGGAAUCAUCAUAAUGCAAAUGGAUUGCCGAGAAAACGUAGUCAGCAAAAACUCCAUCCCGAGAAUUCGGACGCCGAACUCGAGCAUCGCAACAAUGUGUACAAAAACAGUAAGGUCAGUAAAACGGCCGGUAGGAAACGGAUUCAUUCGAGAAAGCGGGCGAGGAGAAAUAACAUGUCUUCCGACACCGUGUACGAAGAAAAUGAGAAUUGUAAGGAGGAAGCAUAUCUGAACAUUACGUGCAAGAAGCAACAAAGUCUGAGAGGUGUGAAGCGGCGAGCUGAACACGCUGUGUCGUCAGAGGCGACUCAGAACUCUGAAAUAGACUGCGCGUUAUCGGGCCGCGUCAGUCCAACGAUCAUGGCGACCUCAGAACUUGAGCAAAGGCGAUCAAGUAUUGAAUACCAACCGGUUGUUCGAAUGAUGAAGAUCGACGAUCAAGUAGAUAUGGACCACAGUAUUCUUUCGGUAACGAUCGCGAGCAACAGACGGUUAAGAAGUUCCAGUUCGCCGCGGUCGAACGUUCAGCCGCCGAAAAAACGUUUAAAGACCGGUCGUGGUCAAUUUGGUCGGUGGUUGAAGAGUAGCUGAAAUAAUCCUCGACGAAAGAGGUUGUGUUGUAUAGUUUAAAUUUCGAAACCGGGAUACAACAACACACAUUUUCCACGGGAUCUCGCUGGUUGAAAUUUACUCUGUACAUUGUGAGUCGUUCAACGUGACGAUUUCAAAUUACUUUUCAAUCAUUUUUAGUUAGUAAUUUGAAGUUGUCGGGGUAGAUGACUUCUCCUGUAUGUUCAGCGACUGUACAUUAUGUAUAAAACAUUAUUUGUGUACGUAGAGAAUAGUAUUUAACGCUAUUGGCACCCAUCGAUAGGAUUUUAUUAAUAUUCUUCAUAGUGUCUUUUCUGAUACUGGUUCAAACGAGAGCCCCUGUACAUUCUUCAAAUAUAUGCAGUCUUUGCGUUCUCGAACGAAGCGUUCGUCGUUCGUAUGUAUUCACUGUGUUUGUAAAAGACUUGUCAUCAUUUUGCUUUUGCACGGUACAACGCGCGCGAGGUAUCUUACGUGUAAAAAAAAAAUGAUUUUUUUUUUUGGUCGCAAAAGCAAUUCUAUGAAAUUACGCAAGGCUGCAUACAAAGCUUUAUCGUAGUGUACUGACCAUGUUCUGUUACAAAACGCAUCAUUGUAUGUAACAUUAAUUAUUAAAUUCCCUCACGGAGGGCCCACCUAAAUAUUUUAUUUCGAAGAAAAAUAAUGUAAGCCUUUCAUGAUUACAAAAAAAGAGAUGACUAUUAAAGAUAUGAAUUUUCCAUUAAAACUUAAAA